AUGGCUGAUUAUCUUUCUAGAUAUCCUCGUCAAGUCGAAGAUGACGAUGAUUUUAUUGAAGAAGAUUUUGGUGUAGUUCCUGGUAUUCAACAUUGUGGUGCAGUAAUUACAAGAGCUCAAGCAAAAGCUCAAUUAACUAUUCCAGAUACUGUUAUUGUUGAAUCUGUAGCAGAUCAAUCUUUGGUAGUGGAUGAUCAGCCGCCACGAGUGGCUGGUCAUGUGUUUGAUGUUACCAAGAUUGCUGAUGCUCAAAAACAAGAUUCAUUUUAUCAAGAACAAAUUCAUAAAUUACAACAAGAAUCACUCAAGUGUUCAUUUGAAUUGAAGGGCGAUAUUCUUUAUAAAAUAAUUAAACGUGGUACUGCGAAUCUCAAACUAAUUUAUAUACCAUUAUCAUUAGUUUUUCAAGUGGUGAAAGUUUAUCAUGCUUCAUCAUGGGCUGGUCAUUUUGGUUUUCGUCGAACGUAUAACAAUUUGAAAGACCGUUAUUGGUGGCCAAAUAUGAAAGAUACCAUUAGAAACUAUCUUCAUUCGUGUUUACAAUGUCAAAAAUUCAAUUUUGCACGUCAUAAAUCAUAUGGUUUUCUUCAUCCAAUUGAAUCUCCUAGUGGUCCAUUUCAAAUGAUCGGUAUGGAUUACUCAGGACCUUUUCCUAUAACAUCACAAGGCAAUAAAUAUGUACUGGCUAUUACUGAUUAUUUUAAUAAAUGGGUGAUUGCAAUUCCAACUGAAAAACAGAAUGCACAAACAACAGCAGAAGUUUUACAUGAACAUUAUAUUUGCAUUUAUGGUGUACCACGUCAAAUCGUAUCAGAUCAAGGAACGCCUUUUAAUAAUCAAUUAGUUGAUGCAUUCACUACAAUAUUAGGGUGUCAUCAUAUCAAAUCCACUCCAUAUCAUCCACAGACAAACGGUGCUAUUGAACGUUUCAAUGCUACAUUUGAACGUCAAUUAGCAAAGGUAACAAAUGUUUACAUGAAUGAUUGGGAUAUUCAUUUGAAAUCUGCUGUUUUCGCUUACAAUACUGGAAAACAUGCUUCAACUGAAUACUCCCCGUACCAGCUACAAUUUGGACGCCAUCCAAACCUUCCACCAGAUCCACCUAUUGCUCAAUAUGAAUUUUUGAAACCAAACGAUUAUUUUCAAUUUUUUCGUCGAACAUUAACAUUAUAUCACCGUCAAGCAAAACAGAAUAUAAUCCAACAUCAGCAAUAUUAUAAAACAAACUAUGAUACUCAUCGUGUAGAUCCAAAAUUUAAUAUUGGUGAUCGUGUACUUAAACGAUUAUCUACAUCAAGAACAAAAUUAUCAUCAAUUUAUUCUGAUCCAAUGGUAGUUAUUGAUGCUGAACAUCCCGCAUAUUGGAUUAAAAAUGAUUCUAAUGAUGUUUAUCAAGUUCAUGUUUCUCAAUUGAGAUCAUUUUCCACUUCGUAA
This is a messenger RNA of Rotaria socialis, 1434 nucleotides long. Lineage: Eukaryota; Metazoa; Rotifera; Eurotatoria; Philodinida; Philodinidae. The record is from the annotation of a GenBank genome assembly.